CUCUUCAGAGGAUUACUGCACAGGCAACAUGUCAGGGGAAGCCGAGACGAAGCAAAAGGCAGAUAAGCCAGAUUUUCUCAUCAGUCAAAGUACAUUUGCCUCACUAACUCUCCUCAAAGGGAGUGGUCCAAGUGACGCUGAUAUCGGACUUGCAAACUGCAGUGGAAGGACAGAACAGCAAUGGCUCCGAGACGGUAACUACUUAAUCUAUGGUGGCAACCCUUCCUACUGCCUAGUCCCAAACUACUCAAACAACACCGUCACCCUGGGGGAUUCUGCUUCUCCGGUGGGAUGGACCCAUGAUGAAGCGUCAAGGUUUGUCCCAGAGGGAGGAAACAAAGCUAUGGACGUACCCUGGGAUGAACCGAGGACUCGAGUGGUAUUGUACCCUAUGCAUGAUGGAACUAACCAGAAAUGGUGGACUUUGUCUGAGUUGGAAGCUGAUCUUGAUGGAGCUCCUGAGGCUCAGUACCCUUUUCCAGCCAAAGAUGAGACCACCUAUAGGCAAGAAGUUGCCCGAACUCUAAGUAACUGGUUAGCUCCAUCAACUGACCCACUUCCACAUGCAAGGGAUGUAGCAACAUUCCCUGGAUUAGUGUCAACUGAUGCACCUAGACUCACUCGAAACUUGGUGUUGGACCUUUCGGUGUUGGGGCAGUCCAGAGAUUUUCGCAUGACGGUUCCACAGGACUGGCAGGCAACAAACCUUUAUGUGCCUCCUGAUGAAAUGGUUGAGGUUGUCUUGCCAGACUCACUGUCAUCAGAGAGAGCUGGCCAAAUACAAGUUCGAGUCAGCGCUCAUGUGGAUAUGCUACAACCAACUUCUCCCAAUGUAUCAGGACGGGGUGAAUUUGUUCGGAUGCCAGUUGUUUCAGAUACUUUCGAUCUUACACCUGGAGUGAACAAGAUUCGUAGUCAAUGUGGAGGGCACUUGAUAUUCAUUUUCUCACCAGGAGAAAACUUCUUGGUUGAUGUGGAAGUCAAAAAUAUUGUGGAAGCUCCUUACUUUAGACUAGGGGAGACUACACCAGGACAAUGGGCAGAAGAGUUGAAGAAAGGUACCCCAUAUGCACUCUUGGAAACCGAUUUGGUGGUGACUUUAAUAUCCACAUCUGAUGCCCAGGGUAUUUCUGACCCGGACAAGCUAAUGGGCAGAUAUGACGAGAUUAUAUCGAUGCUCAGUUAUGCAGCUGGAUUUGAUGAAACAGAACAUCCACCUAGAGGGAAAUUCUGGCUAGUGAACGACAAGCAAAUUACUGCUGGAAGUGCACAUGCUGGAUUUCCAGCCAUGUUUGACCGCACUUACUAUAACAUGGGAAGUGAAACGACUCCUUACGACUGGGUCUCGUGGCACGAACUAGGGCACAAUUACCAGCAAAUUGCUUACUGGGCAGGUGCGUAUGGCACUGAAUCGACAGUCAAUCUUUAUUCCCUGUACAUCCAGUGGCAACUCUUCGGUGAGGACCGCCUCGAGAAGCAAGGAGAUUACGACAGGGCAGCGAAUCACGUCGAUGCAGGAAUGACAUUUGCGGAGGGGGACGUGUGGGAGCAGUUGGUGUUCCUCAUGGAAAUCAAGUGGGCCUUCCCUGACCAGGACUGGGAAAUGUUUCGUCAGCUGAGGAAGAACACGAGGGCCCUGUCCGCAGAGGACGCGCAGGCUUUAGCCUCGGACGUACAAAAGCAGUACGAUCAUGUGUACAAGAAUUUGAGUAAGAUUGUAGGGUCUGACCUCAUCAACACCUACGAUCGGUGGGGUCUGAUGAUUUCUCAAGAAGCUCAAGAUGAAAUUGCCGCAUUGGGACUUCCUAAAGCGCCUGGUGAUCUCUCUCACAGAACAAAGGAAGACGUCUUUAUAUGCGGGGAGCCUGCACUAGAAAAACUCCGUGCUGGACAGCGAUAAAAUGCAAGAGAAAUAAUUUCUUUCACAGUAUUAAUGACUAAAAUACUUACAUAAAUAUGAAUUUAAAGUAUUGUAGGCGUCCGCAUGUUUUUAUUUCAGUUCAUUCUAUGUUAAGGUAACGAGAAACAAUUAGCAUUUCUUGUUGUACUAAUAUCUAUAAAAAUACACACACCCACAUUAUAUAUCUAUAUAUAUAUAUAUAUAUAUAUAUAGAUAUAUAUAUAUAUAUAUAUAUAUAUAU
Molecule: messenger RNA, 2141 nt
Organism: Macrobrachium nipponense
Lineage: Eukaryota; Metazoa; Arthropoda; Malacostraca; Decapoda; Palaemonidae
Product: TRPM8 channel-associated factor 2-like
Source: RefSeq, a predicted model, not a curated record